UCACACCAAAACAGCUGACUCUGGCAAUUUGAAGAUUUGUUUAUAAUUUUUGCAAUUGGAAUUUUGUGAGUCCCAUCUAUUUAAGGGCCGAUCGAUCAGUGUGCCUUGCCAGGUUCUUCAGAACAGUAAACUAAAUUAUGGAGCACAAAAGCUGCAGGAAUACCGGGCACGAGAAAAGUCCUUGGCAGGAUGACGGGUCCUCCCUCACGGUGUUCUACGAAUUCGUCUCCAAGAACGUGUCCAUGCCCUCUGACCUGGGCGAACUGAUCGCUUACGUGCUGCUUCUGGUCAUUACGUGGUACACACUCCUCUUCGCCCUCCGGUUCCUGGUCUCCCUGGUGAAGCCCGUCCUGGUGGUGCUGGUCGCGCUGUUCCUCUUCCGAUUCCUGCGGUCCUUCGAGUUCGAGGACCUCAUAGAUCUUGGCUUCACCAUCUUGGGCCUGGUUGCCAACCUGGUGGCAUCCAUCGUGGCCAAGUUCUUGGAGUUCGUUCUGAGGAUUUUUAGCUAGAAUAUGUAUGUAGGCUAUCAAUCCACAUUCCAUUGUUACGCGCUCUGUAUAUGACGUUAACUUCUAAAUGUUGCAGUUGUUAUUUUUUAAUAAAUAUUUUUGUACACUAUGAAAAGUGCAUUUUUAAAUAAAGUAUUCAAUAAACACAAAAAAAUA
Drosophila biarmipes is the source of this 665-nucleotide messenger RNA. RefSeq lists its product as uncharacterized. NCBI's taxonomy places the organism in Eukaryota, Metazoa, Arthropoda, Insecta, Diptera, Drosophilidae. The record is from RefSeq and is a predicted model, not a curated record. The transcript has a single exon. Bases 138 to 509 code for a protein of 123 amino acids.